This is a messenger RNA of Branchiostoma floridae (Florida lancelet), 1378 nucleotides long. RefSeq names its product zinc finger protein 37 homolog. Bases 44 to 1264 code for a protein of 406 amino acids. The transcript has a single exon. Gene Ontology annotation, molecular function: DNA-binding transcription factor activity, RNA polymerase II-specific; RNA polymerase II transcription regulatory region sequence-specific DNA binding. NCBI's taxonomy places the organism in Eukaryota, Metazoa, Chordata, Leptocardii, Amphioxiformes, Branchiostomatidae. The record is from RefSeq and is a predicted model, not a curated record. Gene Ontology annotation, biological process: regulation of transcription by RNA polymerase II. Gene Ontology annotation, cellular component: nucleus.
AAAGACAGUGACUAUCCCUGUGCAAAAUCAGGAGAAAGCUACCAUGCAAGAGAAUGUUCUAAAUGAAACAAUGUUAUCAGAGAAUGCAGGUCCUGACACCUCACAUCAAAGUUCUGGACUGGACAUUGUGAUCAAGAAGGAACGCGAUACAAGCAGUGAAACGAUCAUGCAUGAUACAGAGCCAAAUGAUCUCGAAUUGGAUUCAGACCAAAUACAACUUCUUUGUAAUAUACCCAGUCCAUGCUCACGAACACUGCCCUCAUCCGAAACCCCCCUACCACAAAUGAAUAGCACAGAUGGAUGUCGCAUUAAAGAAGAAGAUGUUGCAAUGACGACUGUGGAUAAAGCAGCUAGAGCUUGUCAUGAUGAGCUUAAUAUGGACACUCCUACAUUCAGUACGCAGGUGCAAAAUACAAGUAGUUCAUUGUAUACCUCUUACUCAGAGUCGCCUGUUAAAAGCAAUACACCCAGAGAGGAAGCACAUUCGGCUUCUUGUCAUCUGCCUCCAUACCAUGGUGACGUACAUAUAGAAAUGGAAUGCCAUGUGUCUGAGGAUGAUCAAACCGGGCAAAUUUCUCUCCCUUCAAACCCGGAUCAACCUGAACACUAUACUGAUGACAGGGAGACUGAUUCCAUCAACAGUGGACAUCAGCAAAGUGAAAAAGAAAGUAGUGGGGAAACACCUUUGGCUUCUUGUCAACCGACUCCAGACCAGGAUUGUAAGAACAUGUCGUCCCUUCGUCCUGACAAUGUCUCACAUAUCGGUUCUAAACGCUAUGUGUGCGAAUUAGAAACAUCAUUCGUAAAAAGCUCCUCCAAGCACAGAAAACGUAGUAAAGAAGAAAAACCGUUCAUGUGCGGCGAAUGUGGUUACAGGGCAUACCGCAAAUGUCGUCUUGUCGAACACAUGAGAACACACACUGGCGAGAAACCGUUCAAGUGUAAUCACUGCAACUACAAGACGUCCUUUAAACAAGAGUUAUCCUAUCAUAUGAAAAGACACCCAGACGCAGAACCUUACAGAUGUGAAAUCUGUGACUACAAGACCUACCGAAAGCCAUGCAUUGAGAAGCACAUAAUGUGCCACUCUGGUGUGAAACCCUACAAAUGUAAGGAUUGUGACUACAGUACAAGUAACAAUAGCCAUCUUUCUAGACACAGGAGGCGUCACACCGGUGAGAAACCCUAUAGUUGUCAAGAGUGUGACUAUAAGUCUGUAGAUAAGUCCAACUUCGUCAGGCAUAUGAGAAAGAAACACCAGUGAAAUUACUGUCAGUUAGCAACCAGAAAUAACGUGAUGCAUAAUUUUUGUUUCUAUUGUUCACUUAUUACCUUUUUCCUAAAUAGAAACUAGACACAAAAUGUGAGCAUUUGUCUA